AUGUCAUCGGGCACGUUUGUGGAUCGAAUCGACCCGUUCGCCAAACGUUCGCUAAAAAAGAAGAGUAAAAAAAGUCAAGGUUCCUCGCGCUACAGAAACUCUCAGGAUGUUGAGCUGCAGCAAUUGCCGCCACUAAAAGCCGAUUGCUCGAGCCUGGAACAGGAGGAGCUGUUUAUCCGGAAACUACGUCAGUGCUGCGUAUCAUUUGACUUUAUGGAUCCUGUAACGGACUUGAAGGGCAAGGAAAUCAAACGAGCUGCUCUCAAUGAUCUAUCCACCUAUAUAACACAUGGGCGCGGCGUGCUUACGGAACCGGUGUAUCCCGAAAUAAUACGCAUGAUUUCGUGCAAUUUAUUUCGCACAUUGCCGCCCAGUGAAAAUCCCGAUUUUGAUCCGGAAGAGGACGAUCCAACACUGGAGGCAUCGUGGCCCCAUUUGCAACUGGUCUAUGAGGUGUUCUUGCGUUUUCUGGAAUCCCAAGAUUUUCAGGCGACCAUUGGCAAACGUGUGAUCGAUCAGAAGUUUGUGUUGCAGCUAUUGGAACUGUUCGAUUCGGAGGAUCCGCGCGAGCGUGACUUUCUAAAGACGGUCUUGCAUCGCAUCUAUGGGAAAUUCCUAGGCUUACGUGCUUUCAUACGAAAACAGAUCAAUAACAUAUUCUUGAAGUUCAUCUAUGAGACGGAGCAUUUUAAUGGCGUUGGCGAGCUGCUCGAGAUACUUGGCAGCAUCAUUAACGGCUUUGCCUUGCCAUUGAAGGCGGAACAUAAACAAUUUUUGGUUAAGGUUCUGUUGCCGCUGCACAAAGUCAAAUGCCUGUCGCUCUAUCAUGCUCAGCUGGCGUAUUGCAUUGUACAAUUCCUAGAGAAGGAUCCAUUCCUCACCGAACCGGUGGUGCGUGGUCUGCUCAAAUUCUGGCCCAAAACGUGCUCCCAAAAGGAGGUCAUGUUUCUUGGCGAAAUUGAGGAGAUAUUGGAUGUGAUUGAUCCGCCGCAAUUCGUCAAAAUACAGGAGCCACUGUUCCGCCAGAUAGCCAAAUGCGUAUCGAGUCCACAUUUUCAGGUUGCUGAACGUGCUCUAUAUUUGUGGAACAAUGAAUAUGCCAUGUCGCUCAUUGAGGAGAACAAUGCUGUUAUAAUGCCCAUCAUGUUCCCGGCGCUCUAUCGCAUCAGCAAGGAGCAUUGGAAUCAAACCAUUGUCGCGCUUGUGUACAAUGUAUUGAAAACGUUUAUGGAAAUGAAUUCAAAGCUCUUCGAUGAGCUAACAUCCAGCUAUAAGGCGGAAAGGCAAAAGGAAAAGAAGCGUGAACGCGAUCGCGAGGAGCUGUGGAAGAAGCUGCACGAACUCGAAUCAAAUCGUUCCAGCGGGCGCGCCGCAGGCGGCAGCGCUGCAACAGCAGCAAAUAGCGCAACGGCAGCUGCGGCGGCGGCGUCGUUGUCAUCGUCGUCUUCGUCACUCCAGCCGCCAAACAUAGCCGGCGGCGGUUCAAUGAACUCUCAUCAGCAACAGUCGAAUAACAGCAGCAGCGGCAGCCUAUCCAGUGGCGGCGUUGUUGGUGGUGACAAUAAUCCUGCGACAGCAAAUUCAAAACUAAAACCCGAAAAGGCAGACAACUAAACAGAUGCAACGCAAAGCGCGCUGGAAACUAACAAUAAACAACAGCAACAACAAACACAACAGUUAAAUGCAAGAAGAACACGAACAACAACACAUAAAAUGUCAGCCGGCUCACGCACACACCCAAAUCCACACACACAAAUGAACACAAACACACACACACACACACAAACACAAACACACUCAUCUAUAUAUAAAAUUAAAAUCAAAGAAAUGAAUAAGAAUGAAAUUUGUUGAGCUGGCGAUAAAUAGUUAUAAACAAAAUGCUGCUUAUGCUAAAACUUAAUAAAUAUGAAAACUAAA
Messenger RNA from Drosophila novamexicana, 1917 nucleotides. It is a transcript of the gene wdb, whose product is annotated as serine/threonine-protein phosphatase 2A 56 kDa regulatory subunit epsilon isoform. NCBI's taxonomy places the organism in Eukaryota, Metazoa, Arthropoda, Insecta, Diptera, Drosophilidae. Gene Ontology annotation, molecular function: protein phosphatase activator activity. Gene Ontology annotation, cellular component: nucleus; cytosol; protein phosphatase type 2A complex. The coding region runs from base 1 to 1614 and encodes 537 amino acids. The transcript is spliced from 7 exons. The record is from RefSeq and is a predicted model, not a curated record. Gene Ontology annotation, biological process: signal transduction; protein dephosphorylation.